Molecule: messenger RNA, 1374 nt
Organism: Brassica napus (rape)
Lineage: Eukaryota; Viridiplantae; Streptophyta; Magnoliopsida; Brassicales; Brassicaceae
Exons: 1
Coding region: 491-928 (145 amino acids)
Source: RefSeq, a predicted model, not a curated record
ACAAUAUACUUUCAUACGGUUAAUAAUAACAUCACUAUUCUUUGUAUGAUCAUAUCUGAUGAUUUAUAGUUGAUGUAUAGUUUACCAAUUCUUUUUCCUUUAGAAAUCACUAGAAUCUAUUAAUAUCACUUUACUAGUCAAGCAAAUACAUUACGUGGUAGUUGCAGACUGGUUGCAGAAACUAAAGUCAAAAAUCAGAUCAAGGGUUAGCGUUUGCUUCACCUCUAAGAGAACAAUGGAUGUUUGUUAUAGUAUUAUAGUUUGAGAAGCUUUACAUGAAGCUGAUGAGGAUUUCUCCACUUUAUUCACUUUUCCAUGUCAUUCUUUAACAAACACUGGUCGCCUAAAAGCUUUUCAAAAGACUAACGUUCAUGUGCACAUGCGCUAUAUAUAGGUCUUCAUCCGCAGAUAUGCAAAUAACCAAAGAUCCCAUUGUUCUAUUUCUAUCGACAAAUAUUGAUAUUCAAGAACCAAAACAUCAUAAGCACCAAUGGCAAUGACUAGUACUAGUAGCAGCACUUCGUUGUAUCCUCCAGCUCAACAACCGCAACAACCAUUAGUAAGCAAUGAGAUUGAACCUACGGCGACAAAUGCUAAUCUGGUGGCCGCACCAAACGGUCCAAACCACUACUCGUCCGGCUCCAUUGGACCCUUCUUUGCAGUCAUCUCUGUUCUUGUCGUUCUUGCAGUUCUCUCCUGCUUCUUGGGCCGGAUAUGCGCACGGCGACGACGGCAGAGAAGUGGUGUAGUGGCUGAAGUAAAUCCGUUGGAGAUGAUAAAGAGUCGUGGGCCUUUAGGGUGGCUGAGAAGGAAAUGGACACGGUGCUUGACCGGAGACGUGGAGGCUGGAGCUAAAGUUACUGAUUGCACCGGCAAAGAAACGCCUAAAGAUGGUGAUCAUACUCGUCUAGAAGCUCCUCCAGCUUAGAACUUCGAUUUAAAAUAUGUAUGAUUGAGAGAGAAAAGUAAUAAACAUUUUUAGAAGCGUUUCAACUAGAACGUAAGCAAAUUUUAUCAUAUUCGAAAUGUUGUUUCAGAUCUACAAAACCCAUCUCGUAAAUUUUAGUCUCACUACUUGGAUCAUCAGUUCAUCACCAUGUGAAUUCUUGUGGAACUUUAUACUUCAUUGUUACAAAACUCACGUUCAAGAACAUGAUAUAUAAAAUAUAAAUAUGUAAAACAAGAAGCCGAAAAUUGUCUAUGAUCGGUGAACAAGAAACAAGAGCAAGACCAACCGUUCAGAUGUUAAAAGCUAAAGGAGACAAACAGGCCUUGAAAUCUAGAAAACAAGCUCAUGUGGCUUCAUCCCUUGUUUCAAUGAGAACCUGGCGCCCAAAUAAGUCUUCAGCUCAGGAACUGCUUCAAUGGCUUUGA